AUGCCUCGCAAGCCACAGCGUCUACUUGGUGCGCGACAUUUUAAAAAUUAUUCAGAAGGAAAACUUCAACAGGCUGUCGAUGAAAUUAAAAGUAAACCGAUUUCUCUCUGUAGUGCAGCAAAAAAGUAUCAGAUAGCGAAAAACACUUUAAGGAACAAAAUCCAUGGAAAUCAUACUCGUAGACAUGGUAAGCCGAGGGUCUUCUCGGAAGAUGAAGAAGAAUCAUUCGCUGGACAUUUAAUUGCUUUAUCUGCCUUUGGUUUUCCAGUAACAGCUGAAGGCUUAAAAGUUUGUGUUAAGGCUUAUUUGGAUAGGCAGGGAAGAAAAGUUUCAUGUUUUAACAACAACUAUCCAGGUCCUGAUUCGGUAGCUUCAUUUUUAAAGCGCUUAUCAGAACUUAGUCAAAGGUUCUCCCAAAAUAUUUCGCACGCACGAGCAGGUAUAGACGAGGCUGUGAUUAACGAGUACUUUGAUAAUCUCCAAAUUGAGCUGGAAGGGCUCCCUCCAGCAAACAUCUACAAUUACGACGAAACAAAUCUCGUCGAUGAUCCGGGCCGAUCCAAAGUUAUUACGAGGGGACCAAGUACCUUGAGAAGAUUCGCAAUUCUUCGAAAGCAUGUAUAUCUCUUAUGA
Molecule: messenger RNA, 633 nt
Organism: Acanthoscelides obtectus
Lineage: Eukaryota; Metazoa; Arthropoda; Insecta; Coleoptera; Chrysomelidae
Source: the annotation of a GenBank genome assembly